Rotaria sp. Silwood1 is the source of this 1974-nucleotide messenger RNA. The record is from the annotation of a GenBank genome assembly. NCBI's taxonomy places the organism in Eukaryota, Metazoa, Rotifera, Eurotatoria, Philodinida, Philodinidae.
AUGCCACAAGUUACUUAUCCAGUUUUAUCUGGAUAUUAUGAAUUACAAAAAACAAUUGGUAAUGGUGGUUUUGGUAAAGUAAAACAAGCCAUACAUCUUCUAACAGGUGAACAUGUAGCUAUUAAAAUAAUUGAUAAAGCUAAAUUAGGUAGUGAUGUAGCUCGUAUUGCACUUGAAAUAAAAGCUAUGAAAGAUUUACGUCAUCAACAUAUAUGUCAACUUUAUCAAGUUAUUGAAACAGAUGAAUAUUAUUUUCUUGUUCUUGAGUAUUUUUGUAAUGGUGAAUUAUUUGAUUAUAUUGUUAAUCGAAAUCGUUUAUCUGAAGAACAAGCUCGACAUUUUUUUCGUCAAAUUGUAUCAGCUGUAGCUUAUAUGCAUAAGAAAGGUUAUUGUCAUCGUGACCUUAAACCAGAAAAUCUUUUACUUGAUCGUCGAGAAAAUUUAAAAUUAAUUGAUUUUGGUUUGUGUGCUCAACCAAAAGGUGGUAUUAACUUAGCAUAUUUGGGUACAGCUUGUGGUAGUCCAGCUUAUGCUGCACCGGAAAUUAUUGCCGGAACAAAUUAUCGAGGCGAUGUGGCAGAUGUAUGGAGUCUUGGUGUGCUUUUAUAUGCACUUUUAUGUGGUAGUCUUCCAUUUGAUGAUGAAAAUAUUGCAUCGAUGUAUGCAAAAAUUCAAAAUGGUGUUUAUCAUAUUCCAUUAUGGUUAUCACAAGAAAGUAUUACAUUAUUACGUCUUAUGCUUCAAGUUGAUCCAACAAAACGAAUUCGUAUUGAUGAUCUAUUACGACAUCGUUGGCUUAUUAAUAAUGUUUAUCCUGAACCAAUCAAAUGGGAAUCUAUCUAUCAAAAUAAAUUAGAUGUAUCAUGUAUACGUGAAAUGGCUCUUUAUUAUAGUCGAACGGUUAAUGAUAUAGCUCAAGAAUUAUCUUGUAAAAAAUAUGAUUAUAUGGCAGCUACAUAUUUUAUUUUAUAUGAUCUUAAAUCACGUAAUAAAUCAAUACGUCUUUUAUCAAAUCGUACACAACCAAUAAAUUAUCGAACAUUUGAUGGACAUCAUCAUCAAGCAAGUUCUAUACCAACAAAUUUACUUCGUGAAAAAAAUCAAGAUUUAACUCCAAGAUCACGUACUGUACAUCGACAUCCACCACCAGCUGAUCUUUUACUUAUAUCUGAACAAAAUAAAACACAUUUACCAACAUCAUAUGGAAAUAAAUCAACAACACCAUCACAUAAUGAACAACGUAAUCGAAAUCAUAAAACACCAAAUAAAGAAAAUGUUGAAAAUUCACAUACAAAACGUCAUGAACGAAUAACACCAACUAUUAAAGCACCUAAUUGUCAACGAAUUUUAAUGUUUGCAGAAUCACCCGGUGGAUCUAGACGAACAACUGAAAAGAAAGGAGAUCAUCGUCUUAGUGCUUCAAAAUCAUUUGAUGAUGGUCUUGAUGAUAAUAAUCUUGAUGAUUCAAAGAUUGCAUCAGCAUUAAAAGCAUUUUCAGUUGGAGCUGUUGAUAGUGAUGAUUUAGAUGUUUAUUUAACACCACAACGUCAAAAGAAAAAUGUUCGUUCAUUAUUUGGUAGUGUUGAACGUGGUCUUAAUACAGUCAAACAAAUUCUUACACCAAAACGUACUAAUGGAAAUAAACCAAGAAAAACUUGGGAAACAGCUAAUGUUACUCCAAUAAAUCUUGAUGAUCCGGAUCAAAUAUGUGAUUUACUUGAACAAGCAAUAAAAAAUAAUUCUCAACUUAAAUAUAAAGAAAAAGGAAGUCGAUUUAUAUAUGAUGUAUUUAUUGAAGAUGAUUGGGGUAAAAUUGUAUUAGAAUUUGAUUUAGAAAUUGUUGCUAUACAAGGCAAAGAAUUAGGUAUUCAACGUAAACGUACCAAAGGUAGUGCAUGGCAUUAUAAACGAUGUUGUGAAGAUAUUAUUGGACAACUUACUCGUCUUUUACCUCCUUUACAAACAUCAGUUUAA